AUGUGCUCCUGGUCUGACGACCACCCUCCUUCCUGCCCCACCUCCACCUUGUCCCACCCCCUUUUUUUAUGCGUCCUCUCUAGUGAAGUUUCUUAAGGGGGGUGGUCCUUCCCCCUCCGUUCUGGCUGGGUGUUGGAAUGUCCGUGUCCCUCCCAGCAGGAGUUUGGUGGCCUCCAGCUCCUUCUUUGCACUGCUGUUGGGUCCCAUGAUGCCAUUCUUUGCACCUGCAGGGCUCCCUCUCAUGCUGUGAUCCCCAUGCCUGACCUGGUACCACCAGCAGGCUGCUGUUUCAAGUGGGACCCUCUGUGCCUUGGUUCCGUCUAAACAUCCCCCCCACCCCACUCCCUGCCCCCUACCCCUGCAGGCUCCCUUCCCCCACAGCCACCUGCCCCUCUCCUCUCCUGGGAACAGAACUGUGCCUCCACCUCUGGCGACCUCGGCCGUUGCAUCACUGCCCCGUCCACGUGCCGCGCUGGGGUCCCGGGGUGGCCGUGCCUGGCCAUGCUCUGAGACCCCCUAGUGCCUGAGGGUCUCGCGCGUGUCCUCUGACCCAGCCCUCGCAGGUGAGUGGAUUGAUGACCCUGAUGGCCAGAGGGAGCCCCUACAUGACAGCUGUUCCCGAAAGAAAGGGCGGCCCCUCCACCCCAUGCGGGCUCAGGUCGCACGCUGAGUCAGGGGGUGCUGCCCCGAAGGUCAGCAUAAAUUAUUAUUUUUUUAAUCUCUGUUCAGCUUUAGAAUUAUGCUCUUUUUGCUUGUUUGAACUAAGAAUGUGGGGAAUUAAUAUAUUUAGCUUCAGGUGCAAAUUACAAUUUAGCCUCUGAAGAAGGCAAGAGAAGUUAGCAUGUUCCUAUGCCUGCGAGUUUCUACCAGGGAGAGCUAUUUUAAGCUCCUCAUACAGUGAGCAGCGCCUGGUGCUUCACUUGGUGUCAGGGAGGCGCAAGGCGCCUGUCAUUUCGUGACGGUAUUUUUAAAUUUCUUUGCAGGUGGAAGAAGAGAGGUGCCACUUUGGCAUGAAGACCGAGUCGCUUAGUCGUCAGUCAUUUAAGCUGAGUGCAUUGUGAUUUCCAAUAAUUGAGGCAGUGGUUCUAAAAGCUGUCUACAUUAAUGAAAAGAGCAAUGUGGCCAGCUUGACUAAACCGCCAGCGUGCGCAACGCGGCCAGGACGGCCCCGGGUGUCGACGGACUCGUGCAUGUUAGCUGUAGGAGAUAUAUGUGAGGUGUUUUAGAACUCUGGUCUCUUAAAGUAGUCUUAAGCGCUUUUACUAUGGAGACGUGUGAGAGCGCCUCUCCGCUCGCGCGUGAGGCCGCAGGAGAAGCGGUGACGGAGAACCGAGCUUGCCCCUUCCUGGCGCCGCCCCGUGAACAGUCUCCACCACCUCCCCUGCAAACGUCCAGUGAUGCAGAGGUAAUGGACGUUGGCUCUGGUGGUGAUGGACAGUCCGAACCCCCUGCUGAGGACCCAUUCAACUUCCACGGAGCGUCACUUCUCUGCAAAGGAUCCUUCUCUAAGGGCCGCCUCCUCAUAGACCCGCACUGCAGUGGCCGCAGCCCGCGCACCGCCCGGCACGCACCUGCGGGCCGCAAGUUCUCCCCUGACCUUAAGUUGCUUAAGGAUGUAAAGAUUAGCGUGAGCUUUACCGAGAGCUGCAGGAGUCAGGACAGGAAGGUGCUGUACACGGGAGUGGAGCGCGACGCUCGGGCCGAGUGCGGCCCACUCCUUAGUCCCGUCCGUGGACACGUGCAUGCUUGUGCCUUUGGCGGGGGCGUCGGGAACGGGGUAGGCCUGGGGGGUGAGAGCGCGGAUAAGAAGGAUGAGGAGAGUGAGCUGGAGCAGGAAAAGAGAGUGGAGUACGCAGUGCUCGAUGAGUUAGAAGAUUUUACUGACAAUUUGGAGCUAGAUGAAGAAGGAGCAGGCGGGUUCACGGCCAAAGCGAUCGUUCAGAGAGACAGAGCCGACGAAGAGGCCUUGAACUUCUCCUACGAGGAUGACUUUGACAACGAUGUGGAUGCCCUACUGGAGGAAGGCCUCAGUGCUCCCAAGAAGAGGCGGCUGGACGAGAAGUACGCAGGGGACAGUGACCAUGCGUCCGAUGGCGAGACAAGCGUGCAGCCGAUGAUGACCAAGAUAAAGACAGUGCUCAAAAGUCGUGGCCGCCCACCCACAGAGCCGCUCCCUGAUGGCUGGAUCAUGACAUUCCACAACUCCGGCGUGCCCGUGUACCUGCACCGCGAGUCCCGGGUGGUCACCUGGUCCAGGCCGUACUUCUUGGGAACGGGAAGCAUACGGAAACACGACCCUCCUCUGAGUAGCAUCCCUUGCCUUCACUACAAGAAGAUGAAGGACAACGAGGAGCAAGAGCAGAGCCAGGAGCGCAGCCCCAGUGGGGAGGUGUCCCCCACCAAACCCCUGAGCCGAUCCGCAGAGCUUGAGUUUGCACCGGAAGAGCCCGACUCGGGGCCCCAGGAUGAAAAAGAUGGCCUGGGGGCCGAGGCAGCGCCCGGGGCGCUCGGGCAGGUGAAGGCCAAGGUGGAAGUGUGCAAGGAUGAGUCGGUGGAUCUGGAGGAAUUUCGGAACUACCUGGAGAAGCGUUUUGACUUUGAGCAAGUCACUGUGAAAAAGUUCCGGACCUGGGCCGAGCGGCGGCAGUUCAACCGUGAGAUGAAGCGGAAGCAGGCGGAGUCCGAGCGUCCCAUCCUGCCGGCCAAUCAGAAGCUCAUCACUUUGUCAGUGCAGGACGCACCCACCAAGAAAGAGUUUGUCAUCAACCCCAAUGGGAAGUCGGAAGUGUGCAUCCUGCACGAGUAUAUGCAGCGUGUACUCAAGGUCCGCCCGGUGUACAAUUUCUUUGAAUGUGAGAACCCAAGUGAGCCUUUUGGUGCCUCAGUGACCAUUGAUGGUGUGACUUACGGUUCUGGAACUGCAAGCAGCAAGAAACUUGCAAAGAAUAAAGCUGCCCGAGCCACACUGGAAAUCCUCAUCCCUGACUUCGUUAAACAGACCUCCGAGGAGAAGCCCAAAGACAGUGAGGAGCUGGAGUAUUUUAACCACAUCAGUAUCGAGGACUCGCGGGUCUACGAGCUGACCAGCAAGGCUGGGCUGUUGUCUCCAUAUCAAAUCCUCCACGAGUGCCUUAAAAGAAACCAUGGAAUGGGUGACACAUCCAUCAAGUUUGAGGUGGUUCCUGGUAAAAACCAGAAGAGCGAAUACGUCAUGGCGUGCGGCAAGCACACAGUGCGCGGGUGGUGCAAGAACAAGAGAGUUGGCAAGCAGUUGGCCUCUCAAAAGAUCCUCCAGCUGCUGCAUCCCCAUGUCAAGAACUGGGGCUCCUUACUGCGCAUGUACGGCCGUGAAAGCAGCAAGAUGGUCAAACAGGAGACCUCGGACAAGAGCGUGAUUGAACUGCAGCAGUACGCCAAGAAGAACAAGCCCAACCUGCAUAUCCUGAGCAAGCUCCAGGAGGAGAUGAAGAGGCUGGCUGAGGAGCGGGAGGAGACUCGGAAGAAGCCCAAGAUGACGAUUGUGGCAUCUGCUCAGCCCGGUGGCGAGCCCCUGUGCACCGUGGACGUGUGAGCAGGUGGCAUGGGCUGGGGCUGCCAGCCAUACUCCCAGCGAGACUACCAGCCUCCGUAGCCGCCGCCGCCUCUGUGGCCAGUGUUGGAGGGCCUGGGCCAGAAGCUGGGGGCUCUGGUGCAUGGAACAAGCCAACCCUGUCCGGGAGGGGCUCCAAAGGGAGGAUGGACAUUUCGGGACCACCUCCUGGCAGCCGCACCUGGAAGCCGGCAGUUCCUAGGUAGCCGUAGAACCUACUAUGUGUGCCGCCGCCGCUGCCUGUUUUUAGUGGACAUUUUCAUGAGUUUUAGUGUAGUGCGCACUGGCAACCCAAGAGACUCGGACAGCAGAUGAAAUGAGAGCGGACGGCCACGCCCUGCGGCUGUGGCUGGCCCACAGCGCCCGAGCUCCCGCGGAGUCAGAUGGCGCCCAUGGGCCCUCUCCCCUCCUGUAUUUUCUCUGAGAAAGAUCGAGUGGUCCAAAAUAAAUGCAGUUUUAGCCUCA
Ochotona curzoniae (black-lipped pika) is the source of this 4054-nucleotide messenger RNA. It is a transcript of the gene DGCR8, whose product is annotated as DGCR8 microprocessor complex subunit. Gene Ontology annotation, molecular function: primary miRNA binding; double-stranded RNA binding; identical protein binding. Gene Ontology annotation, biological process: primary miRNA processing. The coding region runs from base 1265 to 3571 and encodes 768 amino acids. Gene Ontology annotation, cellular component: microprocessor complex. The record is from RefSeq and is a predicted model, not a curated record. Lineage: Eukaryota; Metazoa; Chordata; Mammalia; Lagomorpha; Ochotonidae. The transcript has 13 exons.